This is a messenger RNA of Pecten maximus, 2156 nucleotides long. RefSeq lists its product as uncharacterized. The record is from RefSeq and is a predicted model, not a curated record. The transcript has 7 exons. NCBI's taxonomy places the organism in Eukaryota, Metazoa, Mollusca, Bivalvia, Pectinida, Pectinidae. Bases 36 to 1448 code for a protein of 470 amino acids.
CGUAUGUACCAGCGACUUGUCAUGUAAACCUGCAAAUGGAUCCACAUCAUUUGAAUGCAAGUGUCUGGAGGAUAGAUUCUGGGACACCUCUAUCAAGAAAUGUCGUAGAAAACCUUUAUAAUAAAACAGAGACAACGUUUGAUGACGAAUGUGACCCUUCUUCUGGAGACGUAUGUACCAGUGAUUUGUCAUGUGAAAGAAUCAACGGAACAACACCAAAUCUCUAUAAAUGUAUAUGUCAAGAUGAUAACCAUUUCUGGGAUUCUUCAUUGAGGACAUGUCGUAAUAGAACCGGUUUGCAAGGAAUAUACGUCAAAGACAGGAUGAACAUCACUGAUGCAAUAGCAAUUUGUGAAAAUGAUUAUGAAGGACAAUUGGCUACAGAGGAACAUCGUCUACAUGUAUUUCCGAAUUGCAUGGACUUUGCCGAAGAAAUCUGGGUCAUAGACACAACCUAUUUCAUUGCAGAAAAUCUCUCUGAGAGCUGUGCAAAAUUAAACCAAGUCGGGGAAUUGAAAAUUGGAAGCUGUACAGAGAGAAAGGCUUUUGUGUGUAUAUCAAAAAAAAACAACCAAAAUGAUCCCCCAUGUGUUGCAUUCCCAACAACGCUUGGAAACUCGUUUCUCGAUGAUUCCUCCAAGAGCUCUGCAGGUUUAAUUGGUGGUCUUUUAGCUGCUUCCAUAAUCCUUGCUGGUGUGUUGAUGCUCGUGGUUUGGUUGAACAUUCGCCGAAGAAGAAAUGACAAAUGUAAUAUGGAUGCCACUCGCGUGGGAAACCAAGUAUAUGACUUAGAUGAAGCUGCUUACAAAAACGCAAUUAAGAUGGAGAGUCGGUCUGUAGUUAAACCAGAGAUCCGAUACGAAGAGGAAUAUGACUAUGCAACUGGAGCUGCAAACCAAUAUACACAGGAUCACAAUCACUUGAAUAUAUAUGCAAAUGACCAAGAUGCGAGUGAUGUGACAGAAGAACAAUAUGAAACAGCAGGAGAAGUUAAUCAAGUGUAUUCGUUGUCCGAGGAUCUUCCUGAUUAUGCAAACUACACAAAUGACCAUGUACCUCCGAAUGACGUAUCUCAACAUUAUUCCUUGAAGAAAUCUUUCAUCGGUUUUAAACAAACCUGUACUCAUGAUGAUCCUUCCCCAAGUACUGACAAUCUUACCGAGGGGGAAUAUAACACCUUUUCAGAAAAACACAAUGACCUACCACCUUCUGAUACAUAUGACCAUUUUCACAAUGUUCAGGAGGGCGAAUAUGACCAUUUCCAAAUGAGAUCCAAUGACCAAUCAAAAUUCACCCAACACGAUGACCUACCACCUUCUGAUACAUAUGACCAUGUUCACAAUGUUCAUGAGGGCGAAUAUGACCAUUUCCAAAUGAGAUCAAGUGAUCGGUCAAACUUUACGCAAGACGACGAAAACGGAUAUAUGCAGUCAACAUUUCCGGUGUGAACAAAACGAUGUUGUGACUGUAUGUCGCUGGAUCUGUAUGUGUAUUUUUUCAUAUAUUUGUAAUGUAUGGAUUUUGUUUUGUUUUUCUUGUUAUUAGUUUUAAAUAUUUACUAAGCCAAAAAAACGUUCUUAGCUGCGAACAUCGAAAUUAUUCAGAUACCUGGUAAACUACUGGCACGGAAAUGUGUGUUGUUUUCAAAGACAAUUCUUGGCUUAUGAUUCAAGAGCAAUAUGUUCUAUAUAUUGGGAAUUUGAUGAGCCACCAAGCUUAAUGGCAUUUUGUAUUUGUUGGACGUUUGUGAUGAAUGAGACUUGGAUGUGCUAGCAUCGUAAUGGUAUUUUUUAUGUGCAUUACAUCAAUAUGUUCAUGCCUGUGGCAUUCUUGUAUUCUCCAUCAAUCCAAAGAUUACAACAAAGAUAAAUUAAUACAAACAUAUGAUUGGUCGAAUAGUUUACAUUUUAAUCUAAAUAUAAUUUUAAUGUUUACUAGAUGCUUUUAUUUGGUUCACGUGUUUUGAAUUGGUUUGUAUAUGUGAUUCGUUGUCGGACGUCAUGACAACAAUUAUAUAUAUACAUGUAGAUAUCACCAUUCAUUUAUAAUAUACAUUCAUAACAAUUUUUAUCUGGUUGAGUACGGGGAUUUGUGUCGAAUUUGUUUAGCUUUAUAAAGCGGAAUGCAAUUAUGUCAUAUAUAUUAAUAUAACAAUA